Messenger RNA from Sesamum indicum (sesame), 824 nucleotides. RefSeq lists its product as uncharacterized. Lineage: Eukaryota; Viridiplantae; Streptophyta; Magnoliopsida; Lamiales; Pedaliaceae. The record is from RefSeq and is a predicted model, not a curated record.
UUUUAAACAUCUAUAUAUAUCCUCACUAACCUCAUUCUUAAUUAUAAUUAGUCUUAAUUAAAGACUACUCAACAGUAUGGGUUGCAUAAUCAGAUCUUUGCUACUCAUCCUUGCCUUGGCUCUUGUGAAUGCUCAAGCAAGAACUUUGACAGAAGACUAUGACAAUCUCAAGGCCAAGUAUGGACGAUACUUAGCGCCACCACCUCCGCCGAAAUCAGCACCACCAACCAAGCAGGAGCCACCGCUGCUCCUUCCAAGUUCGAACAAUUACGGCCGCCUCACGCCAUCUCCCCCACCUCCAAAGCCAGCCACUCCGGUAAUUCAAAUGAUCAGUUCUUGGACCGUCACAUCAAGCGAAGAGAACAACUUUUUGACCCCAAAAAUUUAUGGGAAUCGGGGAUUAUCGCCACCUCCCGCCCCAAAAGUGGCGCCACCCAAGCAUGAAUUAUCUGGCAAAGGAUUGGUGGAGUCGGAGCAAUCAUCGCGGAAUCUCUUUGUCUCCUCAACCUGAGCUUGAAGGGCUUUGCAUCAACCUCUAUGCGUGUAUCAUAGUAUGUUUUAUGAUCUAGCUUGUUUUGGUCCAAUAAAAGCUGUAGGUAUGUAAAUUUUGUCUUUAUUCAUCUUACCUUUGCCACUCAUGUGACAAUGAUGUAAGGUGAACUGUAAUAGAGUGAAAGUGUGCUCUCAUCUGACAAAGCUCAAAGAAUGAUAAGCAAGAGUUUGUUGGAGUAUUACUGUUCCAUAGAAAUGCUAUCUCCUGGUAAAAAUAAGGUGGAUGAGUGAAUAUUCUUACAGUAGAGCUGAUAAUGAUCGGUUAUGAAAAA